Molecule: messenger RNA, 978 nt
Organism: Rotaria socialis
Lineage: Eukaryota; Metazoa; Rotifera; Eurotatoria; Philodinida; Philodinidae
Source: the annotation of a GenBank genome assembly
AUGUGUCUCCUUAUUGGUUUUAUCAUCAUUCUUUACGUCUCCUAUCGUUUAUAUCAACAUUUCUAUCCAACACCAAACAUCAGUCCCAAUGGUAAAUACAUUUUAAUAUCGGGAUGUGACACUGGGUUCGGUCAUGGACUAGCUAUUGAACUUGAUAGGCAAGGUUUUAAUGUUCUGGCUGGUGUAUUUUCUCCUGAUAACAUCAGUUCUCUCCAAAAGGAACUUUCAUCGCGAGCUACUGUCUUUCGACUUGAUAUUACUAAACAAGAUGAUAUUGAUGCUGCAUUUGAAUUAGUCAAAGAAAAAACUCAAGUUCUUCAUGGGCUUGUUAACAAUGCAGGGAUUGCUGUUAUUUCUUACAUUGAUUGGACAUCAAUGGAAUCUUAUCGUCAAAUAAUGGAUGUAAACUUCUUUGGACAUGUUGGAAUGACAAAGAAAUUCUUACCAUUACUUAUUGCUAAACGUGAUUCACGUGUUGUCAAUAUUUGUUCUGCUGCUGGUUACAUUGCAACACCAGCUAUGUCUGCUUAUAGUGCAUCGAAAUAUGCACUUGAAUCAUUUUCUGAUUGUCUUCGUCGAGAAAUGGUUCCAUGGGGUUUACGUGUUAGUAUUAUUGAGCCCGGUUUUAUGCGAACACCAAUGCUUCAAGAUGAUGGAAAAUCAUUUUCAAGAAUUUGGGAUAAUCUUUCUAGGGAUGCUAAAGAUCGAUGGGGAGAAGAAUUUGUUAAAGCCAAAUUAAAUUUUGUUAUCAAUGGUUCACUGGUAAAAAAAGCUGAAGAUCCUAUGAAAGUUGUACGUGCUCUCCAACAUGCUAUUAUGAGUUCAACUCCUCAUAUACGUUAUCGACCUGGAAUUCAAUCAGCAUAUGUAUCUUUUCCGAUGUCCACAUUACCGGCUUGGCUUACUGAUUGGAUUUUGCGUAAAUUACGGGGGUCGAAUCAUAUUCCUGUAGGCAUUAGUAAACAACAUCACGAUUAG